Messenger RNA from Cotesia congregata, 1404 nucleotides. The record is from the annotation of a GenBank genome assembly. Lineage: Eukaryota; Metazoa; Arthropoda; Insecta; Hymenoptera; Braconidae.
AUGGCGACUGCUAAAUCAGUUCAUCAGCCGAUUCGGCUUUCAGAAUAUAUCAAUGCAUGUAAUAAAAGUUCUGACAAAAAACAACACAAGCCGAGGAUGGAGCCAGUGCGGAUAAAAGACUUAUUAUUGUCAGCUUCCAAAGCAAGAUCAGCAAGUGUUGUUCCAAAGCACACAGUCCGCCGCGCUCUUUACGGAAAAUCACCUUCUCCUUCAAAAAGUACAUCCUCCCAAUCAUCAGUUGAAACCAAAAGCUCAGUAUCAAUUUCCAAACCCAACACUCCAUCAUUUAAAAGAAAUAGAAGUAUAGCACCUAAAACUAAGGCUCGACAAAGUAUGUUGCCGCAGCCGAAUUUCAUUGUUAAAAAAAACAAACAAAAAGUUCUUGAUAGCUGUCCACCUACUGUAGUAGAAGAGCGUCUAUCAGAAGUAAUGAAAAUAUCACCACAGCCUUAUCAACGACCCACUGUUAUUAAAUCUGUUUCCAAAAAACGUUCUUCUGUGGUAAAUAAUCAGCCAAUUGACAACUGUGAAGUAGUUCACGUUGAACAUGGUACAUUUAAUAAUAUUGCAAACAGAACUAUUGACCUUGAAGCUUCAAUUGUUGACAAGGAAAAUAUUCCACCUGAUAAUUUGGAGCCUUUGACAACUGACGGAGCUAAUUUGGAUCUUUUUCAGAAUUCUAGACUUGAAAAAAUAGAAAAUGACUUACAGACAGUUAAAGACGAUUUAAAAAUAGUUAAAGAACAACAGUCUUUAUUAAUUGACUUGGUGCAAAAAAUUUUUACAGCUUUAUCUGUUAAAAAUAAUGAAUUUCAAAGUCAGGUCAGUGAACCAUCAAAUACUUCCUGUGUUUCUUCAUCUCCGUUAAUUUCUUUAAUUUCUGCUUCACCUGAUGACAAAGAAAACAGCAAUAAUAAUAAUAAUAAUAAUAAUAAUAAUAAUAAUAAUGAUAAAAUUGAUAGUAAUUUAAUUUUUAAUAGCAGUAAAAGAGAUCGUAGUGAAAAAAAACAAAGAAGAUCUUCCUCAAGCAUGGAAGAGCGUCGAAGGUCGGCUCGAAUAGCCUCCAAGUUGACUCCCAGAAAAAAUGAUAGCUUUGUUUCUCUGGAAAAUGAAUUGAAUAUUGUACAUUCGACUACUAAGUCAUUUUCAGCGCCCAUUACACCAAAAAAUGAUAAGCGAAUAAUUAAAUCAAAAAGUGCUAGGCCACUUCGUGAAUACAUGGCUAUGAAAGCUUCCAUGACAUUUUUAGAAACUCCAGAUGCUAAUGGAUUUAGACGGGCUAUCAAUUAUGGAGAUGACACUCCUGCAAGGAAUAAAAGUUUACGACGAACUAUUUCAACUAAAAUUCUUAAUGAGCUCGAAGAUUUAUACAAUGACUCGGAAGAGACUGAAGAAAAUUAUUGA